Molecule: messenger RNA, 1518 nt
Organism: Heterostelium album PN500
Lineage: Eukaryota; Evosea; Eumycetozoa; Acytosteliales; Acytosteliaceae
Exons: 1
Coding region: 1-1518 (505 amino acids)
Source: RefSeq, a predicted model, not a curated record
AUGAUUAAUUUAAUAUUUUCAUUAUUUUUAUUAUUUGGUGUUUCAACACUUGUACAGGCACAAGUAGAGCCGGAAACACUGUUUAUUUUGAAUCCAAAUAUCGCGCAAUACACUAUGCCAUGUGGUAACACAACAGAAAAUGCUUGUCCUAAUAUCGCUGUUGCUCUGAGUGCCACCAACGCAACUAAUAUCCUGCUGGAUUUGGGAAAUUACACAUACACCGGUCCAAACAACACAAACAUCAACUUGGUAAACAUAACACUCACUGUACAAGGUGAUCCAAAUACCUAUGCCACUAUCGAUCUUGCGCAGAAUGGUUUGCUCUUCAGCAUAAUGGAUAGCCAGCAGAAACAAGGUGACGUCGUCCUAACCCUCCAAUACCUAAACAUUGUCAAUGGCUCUGGAUUCCACGGUGUCUACGGUGGUGUCAUCUAUAUAACUACUAACUAUUCCAAUACUAUUUUACUUUUGGAGAAUGUCGUUGUUUCCAAUUGCAAUGCUUACUACGGUGGUGUCGUAUCUCUCCAGUCAACUCUGAAUUCUUCCUCAAUCACCUUUUCCAACUCAACGUUCACCAACAACUCUGGUACUUACGGAACGGUUUUCUUUACCACCAAUGUCUGUCAUCUGACAAUCACCAAUAGCAGCAUCGUUGAGAAUCAAGGUUUCAACGGUAUCAUCUACGUAGUGAAUGGAACGCUUAAAAUGAACAAUGUCCUCAUCGAUUCCAACGUCGUCGGAGGUAGCUCCAUCUUGAAAUUGAGCAACAAUGAUCAUGUGAUUAUCAAUAACAUGACUCUCACCAACAACUCUGUCCAGAGAGUAGUAGAUCCAAUGGUAGGCGGUAUAAUGUUACUGUUUGAGAACUUUGUUCAAAUCUACAACUCGUUGAUUUCGCACAACGUUGGAAGUGCACCGAUCUCCUUCAACUCGAUCGACACCCUCAUAAUGACCGAUACUCUCAUUAUCAAUAACUUUGCAUCGGCAUUUGGUGGUGGCAUCGUAUGUAACCACGGUUCACUGUUCAUUACAGACUGUAUUAUCGCAGCGAACUACGCACAGCAAUCGGGUGGUGCCAUUUACAUCUACGAUGCACAAACUCUUAGCCUUACCAAUACCACCGUCACCGGUAACUCUGUUGGUCCGGACGGCACUGGUAGUGCGCUAUACAUCGACAACGUAGCAUCCAACUCGAUCGACGGAGUAACCUUUUCAAAAAAUCUAAUCAACGGCACCACCAAUCCUAUCUUCUGUGAUAACUCUGAUAUUGCAAUCAACGACAUCACCUCCGAUACCGAUAGUUUAGUUUCAUGUUCGAACGGUGGUAGAGCCGGAUGUAAAUUCACUGGUAACUAUGAUAUCACUGCAAUCUCUUGUCCCACCAAAGGUAGACUUAGUCCAGGUGCAAUUGCAGGUAUCAUCGUUGGUUCUAUAGCUGGUUUACUGCUAUUAGUAUUAAUUAUAUAUAUCAUAAAGAAGAGACAUCAUAAUCAUCAUAAAUAUCAUAGUUAUCAUUAA